AUGUCACAGAAGAGCUCUGCCGGUGACCUGGACAUCAAGUCUCAGCAAGAGAACCUCCUCAUUGAUGCCGGUGAAGCCAUAACGAGACAGUGGCUAAAGGUCUUCUUGGUCCUGAAGGCAAAGUCAAUUCUCAUUUCGAAAACAAAUAAGACUGCGAUUAAGGCAUGUGCAGUUGACAAUCGAGAUGUCGAAUCGCAGCAACUGGUUGACGAUCAAGAUGCCGAAUUGCAGCAACUGGCUCGACUCUAUACUGGCCCAAUAAAAAACCUUCAUUUCCUCUACUCGGCUUCAGAGGCUCUCCAGGGUUCAAUCCAAAAGAUAAAAAAGGUUCUCCAGGGCCUCGUUUCGACAGCAAAUAACCCUGUGAUGCAGACACAACUUGAUAGCACAGAAUUACUGGAUACUGGGAAACCAGAGCUGAUCAGUGAAUUGCGCCUCAACUGCGGGGACAACAAUCAUGAAGCUGCUGAUGUGGUGCUCCAAACUGAAAAUAUCGCUAGAAUGAUGAUGGAAAAGGAUUUGACUACCUUACAAGACUUUGGAGGUGUCCCAGGGAUAGCAGAGGCUCUCAACAGUGAUGUGGCGAAUGGAAUUCCAGGUCAUGAGGAGGACCUCCAUUGCCGACGCACUGCACUCAAACCCGAGUUGGAGAUUCAUAACAGAAACUUCAUCCACUUUCUCAGGAAAUCUUGCAACAGUAGCACCAUUUUCCUCCUCCUGCUUUUUGCCAUUCUGUCAUUUGCCUUUGGGAUCAUGGAGAAAGGCCUGAGAACGGGUUGGUAUGAAGGGGCUCUUACGUUAGGUGCUGUCAUUCUAAUCGUGAUAGUCCAAUCAAUUUGUGAAUUUCGGAAAGAAAGUUCGCGUCAUCUGUCAAGAAACCUGCCUUGGCAAAAUGGGGAAACGGAAGUUCAUGUUUUAAGAGGGGGAUUCUGUCAAAAUAUUUGCAUCUCCGAUGUCCUCUCAGGAGACAUUGUGCUAUUAGAGAAGGGAGACCGAGUUCCUGCUGAUGGUCUGCUCAUACCCUCUGAAUCCUUGGAAGUAAAUGACACAGCUGAUCCCACAGCUGAUCCCAUCAUCAAUGAUCAGAAUCCGUUCUUGUUUUAUGAUUCCAGAGUAAUUGAUGGUACAGGCAAAAUGCUGGUGACCUCUGUUGGUGCCGACACGAAGUUUGGCAAUCUGUUGAGCAGAGCUCCACUAUCAAAAGAGACAAAAGUAGAGGAUCAACUCCACAAGCUCAGCACUUCGAUACAAAUAAUUGGUACCGUCAUCUCAAUAAUCAUCAUUGCAGUGUUGUUUUUGCGGUUUGAGCUCAAGAAGAAUAAUGACAAGUCGGGCCUGCCAGAUUUCAAAGGGAAGUCACAUCCUCUAAAGGGAUUAAAUGAAGCUAUAAAGAAAGUUUUCCUGAGAUCACGAGGGAUGUUAAAUACGUUGACCUCUUCAUUUACUUUGCUACUAGUUGGAAUAGCUGAAGGACUACCGUUAGCAAUCACUAUUGCCAUCACUUGCUGGAACAAGAGGAUGCUAGGUGACAAGGCCUUCGCUCAAGAACCAUUGAUUGCUGUCACCAUGGCAUCGGUCACCAUUAUUUGCACCGACAAAACAGGGGGACUAACAUUGAACCCACAAGAAGUUGAAAGGUGCUGGAUCGGUGAAGAAGUUAUCAGUCAAGAUUCCAAGAUAUCCAUUCAUGUUCUGGACGCAUUUUACGAUGGAAUUGGCAUAUCAUCUUUAUUACCAGAGAACAGCCGAACCUCAAUGGAUAACUCAAUCCUUUCUUGGGCUGCCGAGCAAUUGGGAUUCAACAUGGAUAUCUGGAAGCAACGUCACAGUAUCAUUAAGUUCAAACAGCCAACCCUCAAUGAGAACAUAGUCGCAGCAUUGAUUGCAAAGACUGGAGGUAACGGGCCUAUGUACUUGCACUUCAGAGGACAUGCAACAACAAUAUUAAACAUGUGUUCACAAUUUUAUAACAUUGAAGGCAUAACAAGGCCCAUGGAUAGAAGUGAAAAGAUAAAUUUUGAAGGCCGUAUUGAGCAAAUGCUGUCAAAAGGUUUUGAAUCCAUUGCAUUUGCUUGUAUGCAAGUUGAUGACUCUAGGUUUGAUGAAGGCAAUCUAACAAUGCUGGGACUGCUGGGGCUGAAGAGGACUGGCUGGGAAGAUACAAGAGAGGUGAUAGAAGAAUGCAGAGAAGCCGGAAUUAAAGUAUCACUAGUAUCGAGUGAGGAGGUUUCAACGCUUAAGAACAUUGCUACAGCGUAUGGAGUGAUACAGCCUGAUUCAGAAGCACUGGUCAUAACAGGUGAAGAAUUUCGGAAUAGCUCUGAUGAUGAGAAAAUGAAUAUGGCAACUAGAUUUUCUGUGAUGGGGAACUCCCUCCCGAAAGAUCGGCUCCUUCUACUCAAAUGCCUGAAAAAUCAAGGACACAAAGUUGCAGUGGUCGGAAACAGAACAAAUGACAUUCCCAUGCUAAAAGCUGCUGAUGUGGGACUCACAUUGUCUACUAGGAGCACUGACAUUGCAAGAAAAAGCACUGACAUUGUCAUCACGGAAGGCAAUUUCACAUCCAUUUUAGCCACAAUUAAGUGUGGAAGAUGCAUAUACAGUAACAUGCGAAAGUACAUCCAAUUUCAGCUAACUAUGGCCUUAGCCGGGUCGUUAAUACCUUUAAUCACAAAUGCCUCUCAUGGAAAUUCGCCUAUAACGACGAUUCAGCUCCAAUGGGCAAUCUCAGUUUUGACUCCUCUAGGUGGUUUGGCUCUUUUGAUGGAGCCGCCCUGUGAGAUGCUCAUGAAGAAAUUCACACCGGGACAAGAUGGACGACUCAUCACCAAGGCUAUGUGGGUGAAUAUUUUCAUACAAACAGCUUACCAGGCAUCUCUUUUUGCAACCAUACAGUCUAAAGGGCCUACAAUGCUCAGGCUUAAUGAGAAGUCAAUUAGGACUCUGAUAUUCAACAGCUUUUUUCUAUGCCAGAUAUUCAACAAGUUCAAUGCACGAGAGCCUAAAAACAAGAACAUCUUCAGAGGGGUCCAUCGCAGUAAAUGGUUUUGGGUGUGUAUAGGUGCUGCUUUGUUGUUGCAGGUUGCAUUUCUUGAGAUUGCACAUAUUAUCGCAGGUGAUUCAAGAUUGACAUGUGCAGAAUGGGGAAUGUGUCUGCUUCCUGGGAUAAUCUCAUGGUGCAUUGACUUAGCUGGAAAGUGCAUAUUUCUCAUGAUUAAAAGUCAGGUGACAAAGCCACUGGGUUCAGUUUUCAGAGAUAACAGAAACCUAAUCUUGGCUGACACAGAACCUGCUGGCGAUCUUGAGCUUCCACUCAUUCAGGAAGUUGAAGGCCCAACAUAUCAGAGUUAA
Messenger RNA from Eucalyptus grandis, 3351 nucleotides. RefSeq names its product calcium-transporting ATPase 12, plasma membrane-type. Lineage: Eukaryota; Viridiplantae; Streptophyta; Magnoliopsida; Myrtales; Myrtaceae. Bases 1 to 3351 code for a protein of 1116 amino acids. The transcript is spliced from 2 exons. Gene Ontology annotation, cellular component: membrane; intracellular membrane-bounded organelle. Gene Ontology annotation, molecular function: ATP binding; P-type calcium transporter activity; ATP hydrolysis activity. The record is from RefSeq and is a predicted model, not a curated record.